CUAACAUGUCUCUCAGUGGUUAUUGAGACUCGGGGACAAAACUCAGUAGUAAAAUGUAUUAGUUUAUAUGAACAAAUAGUCUGACCGGGCCGUUAAAGGGCAUCUACUUCCCAGGCUAGCAUCCGCGGUUAGCUCCUGUGCUAGCUACCUAAACGUUUAAAAUGUCCCUGCAGAGGCUGCGAUAUUUAGUGGCCAUCAACAGUGAGUGUGUUUAACUAGUUUAGUUGUCAGUACUUGUUAAGAGGUCUCAACACAGUCGGGGAAGUAUGCCAUGGAGGUGUUUGUUCGCAGUGAUCUCCAAUCUGUGGUAUUUUGAUUGUCGCUUUGUCCAUAGCGCUUCAGCAUGAGUCUUUCAUGAGUUUGAACAUUUUGAACACCAUUGUUGGCUGCUUUCCCACCACAAACCCCUGCAACGUUUUCUCAAUCAUAAGCUAUUGUCCAAUACGUUGUUGCAGCGUGACAGUGAAAUAUAUUAUUAUUACGUUAACGUUAGAUAUUUUACAGUAUGACACGUGUCUUGUCUCGCAGAACCAGCAUUAUAAAACCUGAAAAUGUUUUGAUAUCUAGUGUAACUCAAGCCUCCAGGUAUAAUGUGCAUAUGCGACGACAGCUGCCAGUAUGAAUGUUUAAAAAACAUAGUGUUUCACCCACCCGUUUCAACUUUAGGGCGGACAAUUCAUGCACACCUUUGAGUACUGUAAAACUAUUUAAAUCAUGUUAAACUACUACAUGUUUCAGCUUACCCUUUCCUCAGGGGGUUCAAAGAAGACGGUAUUGUUUAGGUCUGCUGGUUCUACCCUUUUUAUAGGUAAAGCAGUCCCUCCAUGUGCCAUUCACACUUCCUAAUUUAGGCCUAAAAACAAUGAAUUAUCAAAGAUCACCUUCCAGACAUUUAUUCAAUAUUUUAUUAAUGGCAUCCAAAGUUCCACUCCUUUUGACUUGUGCUCUACCAUAUGCUGUAUAUUAUAGUAUAUAUAUAUGGUACCAAUAUUAGUUAUUCUUGCUACAUAGGUAUGACAAUUCCAACAGUAAACGCUACCCUGUGUACAUGGUGCUUUUCAUCCAGCUGCCAGCCGGUACAGAAUGGCUGGAGGCGGCAGACAGCAGGGCGGAGCUGGUCCGCUACCUGAAGGAGCAGGUGCCGCAGAUCUUCUGCCUGAAGAAGGAGUCCAGCCCUCAGGAGGAAGAGGAGCUCAUGCAGAGCCGACUCUUCCAACCUCUGGAGUGCUUCCUGUUCGGAGAGGAUCCUCAGGAGGGUCUGGAGAAGCUCAAGCAGGGCAGCACCUCCUCCCAGCUCUGUGGACGGGUCUUCAAAGAGGGAGAGACGGUCUACUCCUGCAGGGAUUGUGCAAUAGAUCCCACUUGUGUCCUGUGCAUGGACUGCUUCCAGGACAGCGUUCACAAAGGCCAUCGUUACAAGAUGCACGCGUCAUCAGGCGGGGGCUUCUGUGAUUGUGGGGAUGUAGAAGCCUGGAAGAUCGGCCCCUGUUGCUCCAAACACGACCCUGGGGUAGCCACUGCCAUGGUAACGGAUGAGUGUGUGUUGGAGCCAGACAUAUAUAGCCGCGCUGAGAGGCUGUUCCGGAUACUGCUGCACUACGCCACAGAUUUCUUGGUGUGGGAGGAGAACCUCGAGCUGUCAGCGGAGCUCCAGCCCCGGACAAAAGACAACGCAUACUACUGUGUACUGUACAAUGAUGAGCACCACUCGUACGACCAUGUGAUCUACACCCUGCAGCGUUCUGUUAACUGUGAUCAGGCUGAAGCACAGACACACACAGCACUUAUUGACAAAGAGGGUCGGCGGGCAGUAAAGAGAGGGACCCUUCGUUCCUGUCAGCAAGCAAGAGAUCUCAUCAGGUCCAACUCCGAGCACAUUUCCCUGCAGCCACUACGCGUGGAGAUCCUUCACGCAGCAGUCAUGGCUCAUCAAACCUUUGUUCUGCGCCUCGGCCCCUGGUUCCAAAAGGUCAUCGGUUACUCAGUGGGCUUCAGACAGGCCUUCUGUCAGGUGGCCCUAGAGGCCAAUGCAGACGGAGACCGGCCUUGCCUCAUCAGCAGACUCAUGCUGCACGAUGGCAGGAUGUACAAAGGAGCUCGCAAGAUAGUACACGAACUGAUUUUCUGUAGCAUGCUAAUGGAGACCGAGUUCAAGAGGCUUUUUGCAAUUGAGUUUACAAAGUACUAUACGCAGCUGCAAAAGGACUUCAUUGUUGAUGACCACGAGAGGAGCAUAUCCAUCACUGCUCUGUCUGUUCAGAUAUUCACUGUACCCACACUGGCCAGACAACUCAUCGAAGAGGGAAAUGUUAUUAAAGUGAUAGUCGGUACAGUCAUGGAAUUGCUGCGUGAACAUCUGGAUAACAACAAUCGCUUCUUCUUCCUCGGCUACAACUCCGACAAGUUCUCACGCAUCCAGAUCAUCUUCCAUGACCUCAGGUAUAUUCUGAUCAGUAAACCCUCAAUAUGGACUGAAGAGCUGCGGAGAGAGUUCUUGGAGGGAUUCAAAGUCUUUCUUGGGCUUCUCAAAUGCAUGCAGGGAAUGGAGGAAGUGAAGCGCCAGUUUGGUCAACACAUUGCGGUAGAGCCAGAGUGGGAGGCCGGCUUCUCUCUUCAGAUCCAGCUUCGCCACAUUCUUGCUAUGUUUCAAGACUGGUGUUCCUCUGAUGACGAGAUCUUGCUGCUGGCAUUUGAAGAGUGCCACAGAGUCCUGAUGCAGUGCAAUAACCAGCCCUUCCAUAAGGAGCCCACUAACUACUACAUGUCAAAGCACGUCCUCCAUGUCCGUCCCUACAAAGUGUCUCAAGAGCCAGUCAGCAUACAUCUGCCCAUCUCCAGACUACUGGCCGGUUUGUAUGUACUCCUGUGCAGAACGGGGGCAGUUGAACGUCUGGAUGAUCCUGAGCCCUUUGACCACACCUUCCUGGCAGAGCAUCCUCUGCGCUGUGUGGUGCUGGCUGCACAGGUCUCGGCUGAAAUGUGGCGGAGAAACGGGAUUUCAUUGGUCAGCCAGGUCUACUACUAUCAGGAUGUAAAAUGCAGGGACGAGAUGUAUGAUAAGGACAUUCUCAUGCUCCAGAUAGCUGCUUCCAAAAUGGACCCCAACCACUUCCUCAUGCUGGUCUUGUUGAGAUUUGAGCUCUUUGAUUAUUUUAAAGGAAGUACAAACAAAGACCAGGCAAGUAACACCCCAAUAAUCAUUCAGAAUAAAAAAAGUUGUUGUAUAAAUGAUCUACUUCGUGAUGAAAUGCAACACAAUUUGCAGGAUGAACUGAUACAGUGGAACCGCUUGACAGAAGAGAUGCUGUACCUCCUUAUCGUUGUCAUUGGUGAGCGCUACGUCCCCGGUAUCAGUCAGGUGACCAAAGAGGAUGUGACCAUGAGGGAGGUUAUCCAGCUGCUGUGCAUUGAACCCAUGGCUCAUAGUAGCCUGGUCAAGGGUCUGCCGGAGAACGAGAGCCAUGAAACAGGCCUGGAGACUGUUAUUACCAAAGUUGCCACCUUCAAAAAACCGGGAGUUUCCGGGCAUGGACUGUACGGAGUAAAAAAAGAGCGUCUGGUAGAAUUCAACCCUUUCUUCUACCAUUAUUCAAGAUCGCAGCAUAGCAAGGCAGAAGAGUCUCAGAAGAAGAGGAGGACUCACGAAGGCCAUGAUAAAGCUCUGCGUCCUCCGAUGCCCCCGGCCUUCUGCCCAGCUUUCUCCAGCAUAGUGCGGCUGCUCAGCUGUGACAUUAUCAUCCACAUCCUGAGACACACCCUGCAGAGAGCUGCAGAGGACCGGGCGACUCACUGGACAGAAGCCAUGAUCCAGAGGGCCCUGCACUUGAUGGGUCAGGCAUUGCUUGAAGAGAAAAUGCAGCUUGAGGAGAGCACUAUGGAGGAAGUGGCCUUUGAUUUCAGCCUCAAGGCCCGCAGAAUUGGUUCAGAACACGGCAAGUCAGUCUUCGUCCUGUUGUCCAAGAUUAAGACUGUUCCUUCCCUGGAGGCUCAAAAGGACAUGGUUAAAUGGGUUUUACAGAUGUUUGAGAUUGUCAAGUGCCUUAGGGAGAAGUCCAGUCCAACGACCUCCAUGAGUGUGGAUACAACCAAGCCAGAAGAGAGUGCUCAGGACAAAGAGAAAGCUGAGCGCAAAAGGAAGGCAGAGGCAGCCAAACUCCACCGGCAGAAGAUUAUGGCCCAGAUGUCUGCAAUGCAGAAAAACUUCAUUGAGUCAAACAAGAUGCUGUAUGACAACAUGCCAGAGAGCGGGACACAGGGAGAGCCUGUUGCAACUACUGAGAGCUGUGCCAUGGAGCACACGGAGCUGCGUGUAGCCAUCGGGCCCCACCGAGGGUCCUCUCCAGCAGAGAGGGAGGUGCUCACCUGCAUUCUUUGCCAGGAAGAACAGGAGGUUGCGGCCCAGGCUGCAGCCAUGGUACUGACUGCGUGUGUCCAGAGGUCCACAGUGCUGACACAGUGCAGAGGGAGGAUACCGACCAAUAGAGCAGAUGGGACAGGGACAUUAUAUCCCCUCUUCAUGCCUCCUGAACUGGCCGUUGGAACCCACACUGGCAGCUGUGGACAUGUCAUGCAUGCCACAUGUUGGCAAAAAUAUUUUGAGGCUGUUCAGAAUAUGACCAGGAACCGACUCCAUGUUGAGCUGAUCAUCGACCUGGAGAAUGGAGAGUACUUGUGUCCCCUGUGCAAGUCUCUGUGCAACACUGUUGUCCCUCUCAUCCCGUUUGAAAGGUUGAUGUUUAACUAUGAAAAUGCAGAGAUAAUUGGACAGCAUUUGACCCUGCCUCGCUGGAUCCAGAUCCUCGCCGCCAGGAUUAGAGGACUCAAGUCAGUCACUCAGGAAAAUGACUGCAACACCGAGAGCAGUAGUGUCGAUGGGGACACGGGGCUGUGUGGAGAGGGCCAGACGGACUUUAGAUCCAUUCUGAGCUAUGGAGUACAAGAGCCGAGGAAGUUCUCCGACAGCGUGGUGGAGAUGCUGGUUGUUUGUGCCACCACAGUUCACAGGGUGGGAAUGCAGACGGCACCCAAUGAGCUGUGCCCACGCGUGCCCCUCAUGGCUUGGAACACAUGUGCCUUCACUAUUCAGGCCAUAGAAAACAUAUUGCAGGAAGAGGGCAAGUCACUCUUCGGGUCCUUACAAAACAGACAGCUUGCAGGUCUGAAGGCAAUUGUUCAGUUUUCAGCAGCUCAGAGAAUUAAGAGCUCCCAGGCUGUCAUUCAGAGGCACUUUAACGACAUGUUGGGGGUGUUGCUACCGGCCAUGGGCAGAAAGAACACCCCUUCUCUUCCGGAGGUGGACUUCUUCCAUCUUCUGGUGGGCUUGGUGUUGUCUAUACCGGCACUAUAUCAGGAGGAGGCUGUCGACUUACAGCCGUCUGCUGUCAGCUCUGCCUACAACCACCUGCACAUCCUUCAUCUGGUCACCAUGGCUCACAUGCUGCAGGUCCUCCUUUCCUCUACAGAUUUUCCUGCAGUAGCUGGAGAGGAGACGGAAGAGUCGAAAGCAGCAGCAGAGCUCUACACUUCAGUGUCACAACACACUGAAAGGCCGAUUCCAGAUGUGUCCGGCGUCUCUGUGGCAGAAAGAGUGAAGAGAGGAAUUGAACCUUUCCUGCGCUGCGCCGCUCUCUUCUUUAAUUGCCUUACAGGAGUACAUCCUCCAGAGGAGCUCUGUAGUAGUACUGUUGCCUCACAAGGACAGAUGGAGGCACUAUGCAGCUACUUGGCACUGCCCUCCAAUGUGUUCCAGCUCUUCCAGGAGCACAGAGACACUGUUACUCCACUGCUGAAAAGGUGGUGUGGGAGUCCAGCUGUAACCAAAGCCCUGAAAGGCAAAAGUCAGACCGUCAGAUACCCCAGGAGAAGGAAUCGUUUGAUUGAUCUUCCUGAGGAUUACAGUGCUCUCCUCAAUCAAGCCAGCCAUUUUCAGUGUCCCAAAUCUACAGAUGAUGACAGGAAGCACCCGACCUUGUGCCUGUUUUGUGGGGCCAUGUUGUGCUCUCAGAGCUCCUGCUGUCUCAGCCAGCUGGAUGGAGAAGAUGUGGGAGCUUGCACUGCCCACGCUGCUACCUGUGGGGCUGGAGUGGGCAUGUUCCUCAGGAUAAGAGAGUGUGAAAUUGUACUGAUGGCCAGUAAGACUCGAGGAAGCACAUACCCUGCUCCUUACCUGGACGAUUAUGGGGAGACUGAUCCUCACCUUGGAAGGGGCAAUCCAUUGCACCUUUGCCCAGAGCGCUACAGGAAGCUGAACCAGCUGUGGCAGCAGCAUUGCAUCCUGGAAGAAAUCGCCCGCAGUCUGGAGGUGGUCAACGUUAUGUUUGCCUUUGAGUGGCAGAUGUUGUGAUGAUUGCGCCAGCUGUCGUGGACGGGAAGUAAAGAGCACAGCCAUAGAGCACAAUCUGCUCCAGUGCUCCUUAGGCAGACACACACACACGCACACACACAGCACCCUCCUACAAUCAAAGGAGGCCUGAGCAGCCAAUCCCUCCCUGAUGAAACCCCCGCUGGGGUCAAGAGAGGUGGGCCACUCAAAAGAUGAAUAGUGGAGGGUAAAUGGAGGGUAUUGAGCAAAACCAAGUCGCCUUGUUUUAAUUUGAUUGUCUGCUGUCAGGAGUUUCUGCUAGAGUAAUGUUAUUGGCAAAGAGGCUUAUUCAAAUAAAGACAAACAUCAGAUACACACCAACAUGUUUUAGUUAUCAGUUUAUAUAUUUCAUUUCUCUCAGUAAUGCUGUGAAUUUUCUGCAUUCUCUUUUGGUUUUAUAAAAUAUGAUUUGUCAUAAGUUAUGAUGUUUUGGAGGGUUACAUUCAUUUAGAGAGAUCUCACACAUUUUUGUUUUUUGCCCAUUAACUAUGUAGACACUCCAAAUGAUGGAGCCACACACGGUCACCUUUACUCACAUAUAGAAGCGUAUGUAAUGGAUAACACAUUUAUAGAAGAUACAUUAUUUUCAAAGUUGUAUUAAAACAAACUUGGUAUUCUGUGAAGAGUAUACAGUAACCUGCUUUCAUGACUUCCUGAUAUAAAUACUUUUUAGGAUAAGCAGACAUUUUGACGCUAUAAUGUUCAUCCACUUUUUGACAUUUAUGGUUAUAAAUCCUCACUGACCUUAAAGAAUCAGUGAGUGAAUUAUAUAAAACAUCUCUACGUACUAUAUAGCAUUAUGAUAUGCCCUGUAACUAAUGAACCCUAUUAGGCCAAAGUGAUUAUGAGUAUCAGAUGUUCAAUGUAUGUUUAUAAUAAAUAAAAUAUAUCAAGGGGACCUUUGCUUGACAGAUUAGUCAUAUUUCACCAUCUGGUGGUAAAUCCACUUUACACAAAUUAAAUUUACAUUUCCAAAAAACCCUUUCAAUAUUCUAUUUAAAAGGGAAAUGUACUAUAUCGUAUCUUUUUCGGUUAUUACUCCUUUUCAGGAAGAAGUGUGAAUAUGGAAUGUGUUGUUUGACAGUGCUACAUGACUUCCAGGCUAUAGAAAUAAAGACACUAGCCUCUAUACAGAU
This is a messenger RNA of Anarrhichthys ocellatus (wolf-eel), 7497 nucleotides long. It is a transcript of the gene ubr1, whose product is annotated as ubiquitin protein ligase E3 component n-recognin 1. Gene Ontology annotation, biological process: ubiquitin-dependent protein catabolic process via the N-end rule pathway; protein ubiquitination. Bases 1049 to 6343 code for a protein of 1764 amino acids. Gene Ontology annotation, cellular component: ubiquitin ligase complex; cytoplasm. The transcript has 46 exons. Gene Ontology annotation, molecular function: zinc ion binding; ubiquitin protein ligase activity. The record is from RefSeq and is a predicted model, not a curated record. NCBI's taxonomy places the organism in Eukaryota, Metazoa, Chordata, Actinopteri, Perciformes, Anarhichadidae.